Messenger RNA from Schistocerca piceifrons (Central American locust), 849 nucleotides. Its product is annotated as trypsin-1-like. The transcript is spliced from 6 exons. The coding region runs from base 1 to 849 and encodes 282 amino acids. NCBI's taxonomy places the organism in Eukaryota, Metazoa, Arthropoda, Insecta, Orthoptera, Acrididae. Gene Ontology annotation, biological process: proteolysis. Gene Ontology annotation, molecular function: serine-type endopeptidase activity. The record is from RefSeq and is a predicted model, not a curated record.
AUGUUCCACCACUUGACAGGAGCGAGACUGCCCGUGCGUCGCCUGGUGAACAGCGGACGUGGGAGGAGCCUGGGCACUGCAGCUGGCCGCAUAGUGGGGGGCCAGGAAGCCACCAGCGGGCAGUUCCCGUACCAAGUGUCACUGCAGUAUACUGAACUGUUCACCCGAUCACAUAUGUGUGGAGGCUCCAUCAUAUCCACCACGAGGGUGCUCACCGCUGCUCACUGUAUCAUGGACACCGGCACCUACUAUGCGGUAGCUGGAGAAGUGGACUUUUCCUCUGAAGACGGCACCGAGCAGGAGUCGCAGGUACUUCAGCAGAUCCCGCACCCCGACUUCCCAGGAACUGUUCGUAAUCAUACAAGUGAAGUAUGUUUACUCUUACUCUUCAGAGGUCUUGAGAUACACCCAAACGAUAUCGCUAUCUUCACGCUGAGCUCCGCGUUCUCCCUCAACUCUUACGUGCAGACUAUUCCUCUGGCCAGCGCUGGAUCCAUUCCGACAGCUGGUUCGACUGGGAUUGCUUCCGGUUGGGGCGCCACCGAUUACACUGUCGCCCCUGACAUUCUGCAGUGGGUGGAGGUGACCAUCGUCGACUUCCAGACUUGCCGCCAGCUGAUCGACGACUUGGGCAUAGAGGACAACCCCGUGGUGGACACCAUGGUGUGCACCGGCCCAGUCACCGGUGGAAUCAGCCUCUGCGGCGGUGACUCUGGUGGACCUUUGGUGCAAGACGGGGUGUUGAUAGGCGUGGCCCAGUGGGCUUACUCCUUAUGCGGCUACGAGGGCGCUCCAUCCGGUUGCACCAGGGUCUCCGCCUUCAUCGAUUUCAUCAACGACAACCUGUAA